AUGGUCCAAUUUUGCAUUCGAAAUUUCAUCUGCGAAUAUUCUCAACAAUUUUCUGGACCAUUGGAUAAAACAGUAGCGGGAAAGAAGAACAAAAUUCCAGUUUUUCAUAUUCAUGGAACAACUGAUGAUGGUAACCUAAUAUGAGUAAUGCCGGAUUUGAGAAAAAAAGUUUCAGGUCAAAAAGCGUGCCUUCAUGUUCACGGUGUUUUGCCAUAUUUGGUUUUGAGAGUUGGCGGAAAAUUAACUCCAGGUAGGAAUUUUCGCAGAAUAUUUUACAUUCUCUGA
Messenger RNA from Caenorhabditis angaria, 285 nucleotides. NCBI's taxonomy places the organism in Eukaryota, Metazoa, Nematoda, Chromadorea, Rhabditida, Rhabditidae. The record is from the annotation of a GenBank genome assembly.